This is a messenger RNA of Hemiscyllium ocellatum (epaulette shark), 3359 nucleotides long. Its product is annotated as glutathione hydrolase 7. Gene Ontology annotation, molecular function: glutathione gamma-glutamate hydrolase. The transcript is spliced from 15 exons. Gene Ontology annotation, biological process: glutathione catabolic process. Gene Ontology annotation, cellular component: plasma membrane. The record is from RefSeq and is a predicted model, not a curated record. The coding region runs from base 224 to 2206 and encodes 660 amino acids. NCBI's taxonomy places the organism in Eukaryota, Metazoa, Chordata, Chondrichthyes, Orectolobiformes, Hemiscylliidae.
CCUUACAGGGGAAGAGUCACAAAUUGAAAGGAAUAUCGCACAAGCCGGAGAGACACAAUACAGUAUACGCACAGAGAGAGAGAGAGAGAGGAAUUAAAGGGCAUCAGCGGACCGCUGCCGGGGGAACGGAAGGAGCUUUUGCAUGUCUCAAGACCUGCCUCCAGCCCCUUCCCAGCUGCUGUGCUGAAGCAGAGAGUUGACAGACGGGGUAAACACACCGGGGAUGGCGGAAGAAGAAGCCGGCCAGGAGACUAACCUCGGGGCCUACUCGCCGGUAGACUACAUGAGUAUCACCAGCUUCCCCCGGCUGCCCGAGGACGAUACCGGCUCCACCGACAACGUCCUGCGGUACCGCAAAGACGAUGACUCGUCCCUCUGUGACCCGGACACCACAGAUCCAGACCUGUUCCUGAAAUCAGCUCGCCUGCAACGCCUGCCCUCCUCUUCCUCUGAGAUGGGCAGUCAGGAGAUGUCUCCCCUGCGUGUAACCAACAAGGACCCUUUCUCCAGUGACUGCGCCUGUCGGCAGGACGGUCUGACUGUUAUCAUCACUGCCUGCUUAACAUUUGCGACUGGAGUCACUGUGGCCUUGAUUAUGCAGAUCUACUUUGGAGACCCACAGAUCUUUCACCAAGGUGCAGUAGUUACAGAUGUGGCCCAUUGCUCCACGGUUGGUACUGAAAUACUGAAUCGCGAUGGCUCUUCGGUGGAUGCAGCUAUUGUGUCCGCAUUAUGCUUAGGAAUAAUCCACCCCCACAGCUCUGGAAUUGGAGGGGGUGGUGUCAUGUUAGUUCAUGAUAUCAGGAAGAAUGAAAGCUUCAUCAUUGAUUUUCGAGAGACAGCUCCAGCAGAGGUUGAGGAACACAUGUUUGUGCAUAAUUGGGAGGACAAGCCUGGCCUCCUGGUGGCUGUCCCAGGAAUGAUACAAGGACUGCAUCAGGCCCAUCAACUCUAUGGCAGAAUCUCCUGGUCUGAGUUAAUGGCCGCAGCAGCAAAAGUUGCACAAGAUGGUUUCAAUGUGACUCAAGAACUUGCUAAAGCGAUCGAUCAGGUUAAGGACUCAAAUAUGUCAGAUACUUUCCGUGAAACAUUCCUGCCACAGGGACAACCAUUACAUCCAGGAGCUUUCAUGAAACGUUUGGACCUGGCAGCCAUUUUCAGUGCGGUUGGACUUGGGGGUGUUUCAGCAUUUUACAGUGGAAAUGUCACUGAAGAGAUGGCUUCUGAGGUUCAGAGUAAAGGUGGAGUACUCUCUGUGGAGGAUUUUGCUAAUUACAGCGUGAUUGUUGAGAAGCCUGUUGAAGGAUCGUACCAAGGUCACUUUGUGCUCACUGCUCCAGCCCCACAUGCAGGACCUGCACUUAUUGCAGCUCUCAACAUUUUGGAAGGGUUUAACAUAACAGCGCACUCGACCAGGAAUCUAACCUAUCACUUACUCACUGAGUCACUGAAAAUUGCUUUAGCCUUGGCGAGCAGCCUUAGUGACCCUUUCUUUAAUUCCACUGUUACUCAACUGAUCGAGCAGAUGCUCAGCAAAUCAGAAGCUAAAACUCUGCAUCAGUUGAUUAAUGACAGUGCGGCAUUCCCUCCUGCUCACUACCUGCCCUUCUACUCCUUGGAGACUGGUCCUUCGGCAAGCCAAGUGCACGUCUUUGGACCUGAUGACUUCAUUGUUUCUGUUGUGAGCUCCUUGAACCGUCCAUUUGGCAGUGGAAUCAUGACGGCCUCUGGGGUUCUUCUGAACAGCCAGAUGUUGGACUUCUCCUGGUCGAACAAAGCACAAGACAAUUCCACAGCGAACCUUAGGAACAGUAUUCAAGCUGGCAAAAGGCCUGUGUCUUUUUUGUUACCCACAAUUGUACGGCCAUUACGAGGGAUGUGUGGGACAUACCUCUCCCUUGGAGCGUCUGGUGGGACAAACACUCUGAGCAGCCUCACUGAGGUCUUGCUGAACAUUUUCUCCUUUCGCAAACAUCUGAAUGAAAGCCUUGCUCUUGGCCGUUUCUAUCCGCAGCUUCAGCCAAAUGUUUUACUGGUUGAGAAUGAGUUUCCAGAGGAGGAAGUGGAGUUCCUUGCAGAGCGAGGCCACACAGUGAUGAGAGAAGAGAUUCACUCCUUGGUCCAUGUAGCCAGGAGGAUAAAUGACUUCAUCACAGGGGCCAAAGACCCAAGAAGCAGUGACGCAGCUGCAGCUAUCAUUUUGUAGCCAGAAUUUUUCGCCAGUGAUGGUUUCUUUUUCUCCUUUUUUUUCUACCCCUUUUAACUUUUUGUUCACCGUGAAGUUGCAGAGUGCAAGUUGAAGGUUAAACACAGAAUGUAACAGUCAGGACCCGGUGGGAAGAGAAGCUGCAUUUUGGGGGGGAGCUUAGAGUGGACUCCUCCCCAAGUCUGGUUCUCAUUGAUGUUUUUAACUGAAGGUGGCCUGACUUCCACUGUUUGUCCAGGUUCUUGUGACUGACAGCAGAUAAGAUGAUUUACAAUGCACAUUUUAUCUUGGAACCAAAGCAUGCUGCAAAUUUAAUCUGUGACCCUCCCUCCUGCUUCUCUUUAUUUCCAGUCGUAAAGUUAGAAAGAUUUGCCUAAUAAUAGAAAUUUAUGCCAUUGCAAGACCAUAAAUAUUUUUGUCACAUCUAUUUCCAAGAUGCAGACUUCUACUCACUUUGCUACAAUAUCCUAGACAAAGCAUAAUGGUGAUGCUACUGGAUGAGGGAUCCAGAGGUCUGAGUUCAAAUCCCAUCAUAGGAAGCUGGGAAUUUGAAUUCGGGCAAUUAAAUAAAAUUACUACUAUUAAAGAAAACAUGGCAAUACUUGACUGUCUGGUACACUAAUGUUGAACGGACUUCUCAAAUGUUAAUUCUGAUCUCUCUGCACCUUUUCUGCAGCUGUAACACUGUAUUCUGCAUUGUGUUCUACUAUCCUAAUGCUCUUUGUAUGUACAAUCUGUCGGUAUAGCACACAAAACAACACUUUUCACUGUAUCUUGGUACAUGUGACAACAAUAAAUCAAACUCAAAUUAACGUUGUUUAGGGAAGGAAAUCAGCCACUUUUACCUAGACUGGCUUUACCAAUAGGAAGGAGGUUCACUCUGAACUGCCCUUUGUAAUUCACGGGUUACUCAAUUGUAGCAAAACUACAAUAACUCUCUCCUUCCCAGCAAUGUGGGAAUACCACAGAUAGAAGGUAGCUCACCACUACCUUCUCAAAGGUAACAAAGGAUAUGUAAUAAAUGCUGACUUUGUCAGUGACACCCACAAACCAUCUUUUUUUUAAAUUCUCAUCUGUAUUGAGGGGCCAGAGCAGCCCAAUUUCCCAAAACAAUUAGAUUUUGAAAAUACUAGAAGUCUGAUAGCUUCCUCUU